This is a messenger RNA of Suillus fuscotomentosus, 159 nucleotides long. RefSeq lists its product as uncharacterized. The annotation marks the transcript as partial. The transcript has a single exon. NCBI's taxonomy places the organism in Eukaryota, Fungi, Basidiomycota, Agaricomycetes, Boletales, Suillaceae. The record is from RefSeq and is a predicted model, not a curated record.
CGAACAAUAUACGCCCUUCUAGAUGAUUUGCAUGACCUGGAUGCGUCAAUCAACAUACACCUCGUUCUCACACCCUUCGACCGUCAAUUGAAUACUUGGCGAAAUGCUGCACGUCUCUUUACUCGUACCGAAUUCGUCAUGAUGCUUGACGUGGACUUU